AUGUUCAAGUUACUCCUUGCGUUCUCUGUUCUAAUCCUUACUGUUGUUUCAGGCCCAGUUCCACCGAGUCCCGGAGUAAUCAAGGCGGAUCUUCUCGCUGCUGGAUUAUCUGAACAAGCUGCCGAUGGAGUAUUGAAGGUCGCCUCAGAGUUUUUCAAAGCCAACAAGAAAGAGGAAAGUGUCAAGCGAACUUCUGAAGAGACGGGUGCUCUAUUUAGAAAGUUCCUCACGGAAGUUGAUAUCUAUAUCAAGACACAAUCUGCAGAAGAUCAAGAAGCCUAUAAAGAAUUUGCAGACAAGAAGAAAGCGGAUUUCGAAGCUCAUUUGACUGCUAAAAACCAUUGA
This is a messenger RNA of Caenorhabditis remanei, 345 nucleotides long. RefSeq lists its product as uncharacterized. The coding region runs from base 1 to 345 and encodes 114 amino acids. The record is from RefSeq and is a predicted model, not a curated record. NCBI's taxonomy places the organism in Eukaryota, Metazoa, Nematoda, Chromadorea, Rhabditida, Rhabditidae. The transcript is spliced from 2 exons.